CAAUUAUAUCAUUAAACUUCUAUGCCAAUAGUGAUCUACAAGAAAGAUGUUCCUAAUUUAAAGCAAAGAAUAAAAGAAAAGCUUUAUUUCCUUCGAGUUAUAUCGGGAAUAUCGCACAAGAGGAUAGAAUCUCAGUAUCUGGCACUAUACAGAAAUUGGAUAAGUCAUAACAAGCCAAAAUUGUACUUUAUCAAAACUGACCUAACCAAUGCAUUUGGGUCCAUAGAUAUAAAAGUCUUAUUAAAAGUUCUUUGUGAGAGGCAUCAAAAGUUCCAAAGCCAAGAAAAAUCUUUGUCAAUUAAGAAGAAAUUUGCUUUACUGUAUAGACAGUUUGUAAAUGAAAUUCGGAGUCCUCUACUCAUACGCACUGGUUCUACAUAUUACGAAUGGAAUAGGGGACUGGUCCAAGGCUAUAAAUACUCACCAGCCCUAUCGGAGUUGUAUUAUUCUUACAUGGAUGAAAUAUACUUUGCAGACUUCAUACAGAAGAGAGAAAACAGAAUAAACCUUUUUGUUAGAGUCGUAGAUGAUUACUUGUAUAUUACAGACUGUUUAGAAGAUGCACAAUUAUUUUUAAAUGCACUAAACAAUUAUAAAAAUGUUAAUUACAAUAAAACCAUUGUUAAUUUCGCCCAUGAAAAUAUCAGGCAGAGUUCUUUUAUUACCUUCCUAGGGUACACUUAUGAUACUAAAAAGUUGAAUGUUUGCAGGGCAAAAAAUGUUUAUGUAGGACAAAUGUGUUACAAAAUCGCAUUCACUCAAGCUAUUUCAAAUGUGUCCAAGUUUAUUGAAAACAGAAUCGGUCAGUCUGGAAUUUUUGUCAGUAGUCACAUUUUCAAUCUUCACUACAACGAUGAAGCUUUAGUAUGGAAACACAUUUUCACCACAUUAUGUCACUGCGCAAACAAAUUUUGCACAAUCUUAGCAGUACUGUGCCAAGAGAGUGAUAUGCCUAAAUAUCUGGCACUCUAUAAGAGGAAGGUUUCAAAUAGUUUGUGCAGUUCCAUUAUAAAUACUUUAAAGAAAAACAAACCAGAUGAUUUUCAAUUUGUUUAUUGUAUAAAUCACUUUAAAUAUCUCUCCUAUAAAGCAUUGUUGUUGUGUGUAAAAGAAACAUCAAAAUGUAGUAAGCUCAUACCGUUUGUAGAAGCUAGUAUGUCUAAAACAAACUGUAUAUUUGGCAAAUGGAGCCAGCAUUACAGUAGAAUAACAGUAGACAGAAAUAUUUUAGCUGUAAGAGAGCAAUGUAGAAGACAAGAUUUAAGAGUAAUCAUGAAAGAUUUUAACACUUUACCCAAAGGAUUUGAAUGUUUUAAAACUAUAAAGAGUAUUUGAUGUUUAAUAUACAGUGUGUAACAAAAAUAAGUGAUACUUUAGGAUGUG
This is a messenger RNA of Aricia agestis (brown argus), 1383 nucleotides long. It is a transcript of the gene Tert, whose product is annotated as telomerase reverse transcriptase-like. Bases 22 to 1335 code for a protein of 437 amino acids. The transcript is spliced from 2 exons. Gene Ontology annotation, biological process: telomere maintenance via telomerase. Gene Ontology annotation, cellular component: telomerase catalytic core complex. The record is from RefSeq and is a predicted model, not a curated record. Lineage: Eukaryota; Metazoa; Arthropoda; Insecta; Lepidoptera; Lycaenidae. Gene Ontology annotation, molecular function: telomerase RNA binding; telomeric repeat DNA binding.